UUACAUGGAAAAGCAGCUUUUACAUAAGCUGCUUUAGUUAAAAAUUUGAUGAUAGUUUCUAGCUUCAUUAAAGCCAACUAUCAUUUAGAAUUUAAUUCUGUGCUUAAAUUGUUAUAAUUUAUUAACUUUAGUCUAAUAUUAUGAAUUACACUUUGUGAUUAAGAAUGAACAAGUCCAAACGCUUAUCGUUUAUUGCACCACAUUCAGGUCCUGCUGAAUCUGACAUGCGGCCGUUCGCAGAUAUCAUUAAAAACAUUAAAAAACCUGAAGCUGAAGAGAGAACAAUAAGACUUGCAAUUGAUCUGUCUACCUCACAAACCUUUGCUGAGUUCUCAUACCCAGAGUUGAUUAGAAACGCUAAAGGAAAAUUAGACGGUGAAAAUAAUGAUGAUAAUGAAGACAAAGGCAAAGGAUUUUUGGAAGAUUUCAUUGACAAAGGAUAUGGUUACGAUGAAACGGAUCCAUUUAUUGAUAAUAGUGAAGCCUAUGAUGAGUUGGUACCGUCUACGAUGUCAACAAAAUAUGGCGGAUUUUAUAUCAAUACUGGACUGUUGGAAUUUAAAGAAAGUGAACAACAAAAAACGAAAUCACGACCGCAAAACCACCAAAAGGAUAAAUCCUCGAAUCCACCACUUGUACAUUCAAGUAUAAAAAAGCGCCCCAAAUUAUCCGCAGUGAAUCUAAAUAAACAUACAAGUGUCAACCAAGUCGUUCAGUCAACCAAGAAGCAAACCGACAACAUGAAUCCACUUGCCGUUCCAGUUCCGUUCACUCCAGCCCCUCAACAGAAGAUCACACCGGCUCCUCAACAGAAGAUCACACCGGCCCCUCAACAGAAGAGUACACCAAACCCUCAACAGAAAAGUACACCUGCCCCACAGAAGAGUACACCAGCUCCUCAACAAAAGAUUCCAUCAGAACCUCAGCAGAGGAUUACACCGGGCCCUCAAAUGAAGAUUUCACCAGCCCCUCAACUAAAGCCAACACCAGCCCCUCAACUGAAGAUCACACCAACCCCUCAACAGAAGACUGUACCAGCCCCUCAACAGAAGUUUUCACCAGACUCUCAACAGAGGAUUACACCAUCUCCGCAACAAAAGAUUACACCCGCUCCUCAACUGAAGAGUACGCCAGCCCCUCAACAGAAGUUUUCACCAGACUCUCAGCAAAGGAUUACUCCAUCCCCUCAGCAGAAAAGUACACCAGCUCCUCAACAGAAAAUUUCAUCAGAACCUCAACAGAGGAUUACACCAGGCCCUCAACUAAAGAUUUCACCAGCCCCUCAACUGAAGGCUACACCAGCCCCUCAUCAGAAAAUUACACCAGCCCCUCAACAAAAGUUUUCACCUGAUACUCAACAGAAGUUUUCACCAGACACUCAACAGAGGAUUACACCGGUCCCUCAACAGAGGAUUACACCAGCCCCUCAACUGAAGAUCACACCAGCUCAUCAGCAGAAAAUCGUUCCAGCUCAUCAGCAAAAGAUUGCUCCACCUCGCAAACCUCAAGCACAUUUUCCACCACCACAAGCCCAUCAACCACCGCCACAAGCUCAUCAACCACAGCUACAACAUCAAAGAACUUUACAAUUUCAAUGGCAACAGACAUUCGCUGACCUCCCACCACCAAUUCAUCACCAUUUUUGUUAUAACCCUCAUUGUACAAUGCCUCAAUGUAAACAGUUUGUAAGAUUUCCACCUACUUAAUUUGUGCGAAAUUUUAUUUUGAAAAUACAAAUAGCUAAUAUUAAUCAAUAUAAUUCACAAACAUUACUUUUGUACAUUUACAACGUUAAACGAAAUGGUUGGCUCA
Tetranychus urticae (two-spotted spider mite) is the source of this 1812-nucleotide messenger RNA. The record is from RefSeq and is a predicted model, not a curated record. Lineage: Eukaryota; Metazoa; Arthropoda; Arachnida; Trombidiformes; Tetranychidae.